AAAUUAUUAAGCUUUUUGAUAAAUUAUACAUAGAAAUUUCUAAAUUGAUACAGAGUGAUAUUCUUAAUUCAUUAGGUCAUAAAAAUCCAGUAGAGGCCAUCAGGCCCAUCAGCAUGAACAGCUUUCAUUCCACCUGCAGUUUAGCUACUCUUAAGAAUUUAUCCCCCGUGGAGUCCACCAGGCCUGGACAUCUCUUCUUCUAAGACCAGAAUUGGCAACGUCUUUUUUUUUUUUAACCUGUUCAUUAGGUAUCCAUCACACAUCUAGGCCAUCUGAAAGAAACAAAAACAGAGAACAAUCAACCAACCAAAAACAGUUACAUGCAGGGAAAGUAUCCAUCUAACAUGUCUAUUGAGCACUUACGAUACACUGCCUUCUGGUGUUAUGUGCAUUGACUCGUUUACUUUUCACGGGUAGGAAUUAUUAUGCCUACUCUACUGGAGGAGACAAUUAAGCAAUUUGAGGUUCUACAGAAACUGGGAAAGUGGAGAUUUGAACUUGGGUGUCUCUGACUUUGAAGCUUGUAAGGUUAACUGAUAGACUUUACAGUUAGUCUCUCUUUUGGUGUUGACCGGGGUCAUGACUUACAUUGAUUCAGUUCACCUUUGUGUGUGACUGUGAACUGUUUGUAGCCAGUUCUGUUCUGAUUGGUUUAGGUCUGUGCCGUGUCCAUUAAAUACUGUGAAUGUUACCUGCGGUCAGGGAAAGUUGUGCUGCUGCAGGAAGGCAGAUAUGCCUUAUUUGGGAGCUAUUGAUGGUACAUACAUGGAAAAAUGAAGGCAAGGACAGAGAAGUGGAGGGAGGAGGUAGCGAAAGAGGAUAGAGAAGCAGCAGCAGAAGUGAGUAGAGAGAAGGGAUAUGGAGUGGAGGGAGACGUGAGGAGCAUCAUUUGCUCCAGGAGGCUAAUCUCUUACUGGCUGUCCUCUCAGAAAGCAUGUAUAGCACGUAGUGUAUAGCUGUGUAGUUUUCUCAGAAAGCUGUACCAAGAUCCUGAGCUAUAAAGAUGCUUCUAAGCUUUCCUCGGAAAAUGUUGAGAAGGAAAAAUUUGAACCACUUGGUUCCUAAGCUUGCAGAGAACAGUCUUUUUAGGAUUAUUUUACAUUGAUCACGGCAGUGUCUGUCACAUGCUGAUUUCUCCCUUCCCUCUGGGUCUCAGCUGUCUUCCUAAUAGGCAGCUGCCCAGAGUGGAGUGUGGCAUUGUUAACUAUGAGGGGCGACUGGUCUGUCAGCUUGGCUGGCAGGAACCUGGACGCUGGAAGCGCCUGACAGCAACCCCAUUUGCAUGGUGUGCAGAGAGCACAUGAAUCCUCUUUCAUUAAGCGUUACCCCCAAACACCAGCAGCGCUGACAAACAGCCAGAGAUCCUCAAAUAACUUCCUUUAGGUCUCAUCCUUCAUGAGGACAGCAUCAGGGGGUGGUCAUUUCCAAAUUUUUUUGUUCUUUAUAUUAACCUUUGAAACUAUUUUUCCAAGUAAGAUUUCUUCCGUAGGGCCGCAAUAGAGGAUACAGACCAAAGAGAAGAUACUCUGGCUAAAGAAUGGGGUGGAAAGCCCAAAUCCUAGCCACUUCAGAGAGUGUCUCCAUGGAAUCCUCAGGUUCCUAGGAACACGGUUUGAAAACUACUGUUCAUGGCAGAAGGCAGGUUUUCAGUGGUGUGGGAUUUAUCAUCUAGGUUUUUCCUUGCUUUCACUGAGCGACUCCUGGAGUUUGCUUCCCAGGUUUCUUUCUCAAGUGGCUUUCAGAGGAACAGGCAAAAGGUUAAGAAUAGCAUCAAAAAUUAAACCAAGCCCUACUGCAAGCCAGUUGUAAAAACUGUUCCAAAUGGCUUUGGGGAAGAGAAUGUGACACUGUGUAAUGACUUCUUGGAAAAUUUGUUACUUUUUCCCCUUUCUCUGUCUCCUUUCUUACUUCUCUCGCUCUUCUUCCCCCACCCGUUCCUGAUUUGAUGAAACCGUUUGUGAUGUCCGGCAUAUAUUUUGCUGCACACGGUGUCUUGUUGUACUUUAGCAAUUUAUAACUAUGAUCAAUGUUGUGACCUUAGGGAAAUUGCUUAUAUAAUUAUAGAAGGUUUACAGUUGUAAGACAAGGAAUGGGGAAAAUAUAUCACUGUAAAAUAUAAAUAUGUUUAAAUUACAUUUAGGAUUUGGAAGAGUUCCUUGCUUGUGUUUUACAGAGUAAUCUGUGAUUUAAAUCAGGUUUAGUUGUGUUUUUUCCCCCCUAAAUUGGGUAUUAUAAAUCAAGAGUAGAUGCUGGAUAUAGCACACAAGAGGAUUUCUUAUACAUUUUAAUGUUGCAUAAGUAAGAAAUACCAGUAGUUCAGCAGUAAAAUUGCAAAUGUAAGCAAAAGUGAAGAUUUUUCCAAAUUUAACUAGGUUGCAUUUGUUUAGUAAACUCCAGCAAUAAUUUACAGUUUUAUUACGUUUGCCUUUGAGAUCUAGGCUGACUUUUUUGUUCCCUUUCUUAAGAAAGAAAAGGGAGGUACAUUACUAUAAUUGCUCAGAGCUAGAGAAAACCAUGAGAGUACCAUUUUGCUCUCCCCACCUGUGAUACAUAAACUUAAAAAUUCAGGGAAGAUAGGAUUCUUCUUCAGGUUAAAUGUAUUUGUGGGUUUAUCAGUCACCCAAACAAGGCAUUUUUUUGGCUGGGUCAGACUUUCCAUUUGUGCUGUCUGUGGUAAGGCUAAGUAUUUUUGUGCAAAAAGUGGUAGAAUGUGUUAGGCCUGGUUUUGCAAGUGCAAAUAGAAGCAUGUCUGCUGGUAAUGGUGGAGUUGAGGGAAGGGGAGCUGAAACAGUUUGCCUGUAAAUGGGGACAUGUCUUUCUUCAGAUUCUUUUGGGGUCACUGGAAGACAGGUAGGCUUCAUUCAAGAUCAGUCUCUAUGAUGGGAAAUGGGUGAAUUUCAGCACACACAGACACGUUGAGUGCUCCAGAACCAGUGUUGGCACUGUGAGAAGUUGGGCAGAGGGAAGGUCUCUCAUUCAGCCACACGGCUUGGCAUGCUGUGCUCCCGAAGCAGCUGACUGUCUCCCACCAGCCCCCUCCCACCCUGUGCUUCAGAUGGUUAACAGGGACCCCGGCUUGGUUUAACUGAGGUUUGAGAGAAGUGAACUCUGGGAUUGGGUUGGAUGAUGUUGAUUAAUAGGAGUGAGUGGGUGAGAGACUCCAGGGCCAAGCAGUAGGUCCAUCUUGGUGGCAUCUGAUGUUGAUUGGCUUUGUCCUGCGCGGCUGCGCUCGGAGAGCGGACAUUAAGAUUAAGUGAUGCUGUCGUGUUGAGGAGCACGGCACUGCAUCAUUCUGGGAAGAGACAGCUGGGGUGGUUAAUCCUUCAUCACCAAGGGAGCACUGCCAGCAGAAAGAUAUACAGCCAAAGAUAACCCUCCAUAACUUGUGCUAAAGAUCAGAAAACUUUGAAUUCACAUCCAUCUGCUUAGUCUGGGGUGAAGAUGAAAGAUAGGCAGAAUAGGAAAUAAAAAACUCCUGAGGGAUUAAUCUUAGGCACGGUAUGUAGCCCACAGAGUGAGCAGGCAGGAGAGAAACUUUUACAUGGCGUUUAAAGGGAAUUAAAUGCACCUGGUUUCAUAGCAGCAUCUUAAAGUCAAAUUAAAUGGUACACACUCUGAUUUUUUUGUCGCACUGCCAUCAUUUUUAUCCCAAGAUGCUGUUUCCGCCCAUUAGGCAGGUAGAUGUUUUUCUUUCAAAGGGGAGGUACUCUUAAUUCUUCACUUAUGGACAAUGAACAGCACAUGCACAUAGGAAAGCUGGAAAUACUAAUCAGCAGACAGAGGAGCUUUUUGUUUUCUCCCCUCCCUUUGUGAUUUUAGCAGGAUAUUCACAAAGUCUGACUGUGAGUCUGUGUUCUGUGUAUCUGUGUCUGAGUUUAGAUCUGAAAUUCUCUUGCUGUGAAUAUUUCUGAACAGCUGCAAUGAUUUUAUGUAUCAUGUGUAAUCGAAUUAUGCAUUGUUGCCAUACCAAAGUGAUGUGCAGGGGGGGAAAUAAAUCAGGAAGGGAAAUAAAUUAGAGGCCCUGCUCCCAUCUGCAGCCUCUGCGUUCCCACAGCGGUCAGGCUGGGGAGUGUCUGAUGCAAGGUGAAAAUGCUGGAGAGAAUGCAGCUAUAGGCUCUGUCCUCAGCUGACUUUCUGUGUUGAGUUCAAAGGGAAGCUUUUUAUUUUUUAAAACACUUUUCAAGUGAUAUUUUAUGUCUUUUUUUCCCCCAUGCCAGUUUGGUAUUUGAGAGUCUGAAUGGGGUUUCUCAGUUGGGGCCUGGGCCACUUGCAUUGAUGUGCGGAGGUGGAAGAUUCUUCUGCCGGCUUCCGAAACACUUGGGCUUUACUGCACUCCACCCAUGAUGGCAGGGCCCCAGUGAAGAGGAUGACAGCAGUAGAAUACAUCACUGUUAAGAUACACAAGGAAGUAGAGGUGGAAAAACGCUUUAUGGAGAGUCAGAGACCUGGGUUUAAGUUCCUGCCAAGCUCUGUGAACUUGAGCUCUGUGUCAUUUUAUCUCUCUGAGUGUGUUACAAAUGAGAAAACUAAGAUUGAAAGAGAUGAAGUGACUUGCUUAAGGGAGGAGAAAGGUCCAGUGCACCCUUGGGAGGUUAAAAAGAGAAUAAUGGAUGAAGUUCUGUAUUUUUGGUUAGAUGAUGGGAGGAGGAGCCAUCAGUCCUCCUCUGCUCCACUGCGAAAGGCUUCCGCUCUCUUCACAGAAGGUGUAUCUGUGUGGUGAUACACAGAUACACACAGGAUGGUCUUGAUUUUGAAAAUUCAAAUAAUAUAUUACUAUGUAUAUAUGUUAAUAUAUGUACAGAUUAAAGUUUAUAGUUUUGGUUUUUAUUUCCAGUAAAGAUAGUUCAUUAAAUAAAUGGCUAAAUGUGAUUUAAUUAUUAUUAUUAUUUUUAAAGACAAGGUCUCACUCUGUCACUCAGGAUGGAGUGCAGUGGUGCAGUCAUGACUCAGUGCAGCCUUGACCUCCGGGGUUUGGGCUGAAUUUUUUUUUUUUAAAUUUUCGUAUUUUUUUGUGAAGACGGGGUUUUGCCAUGUUGUCCAGGCUCCUCUCAAACUCCUGGGCUCAAGCUCUCCUUCUGCCUUGGCCUUCCAAAGUGCUCAGAUUAUAGGUGUGAGCCACUCUGUCUUGCUGUGGUUUAAUUUUUAUGCCUUUGUAAGAUUUCAUUUAGAUAAAUCUACCAAAAAGAUAAAUGUCCAACUUAGGAGGCUGAGGUGGGAGAAUUACUUAACCCAGGAAUUUGAGUCCAGCCUGGGAAACAUAAACAUAGCAAGACCCCUGUCUCUUGAAAAAGAAGAAAGGUAAAUGUUCUUCGUUAGACCAUGAAGUUUAAAUUUGGAUCUGGAAAUAGGUUAUGAUAAAUGUGCAGAGAACGUGUAUUGUACUCAUAACUCCUCACAUACCAAACAUGGGGUGGAUGAUAUUCUCAAUCACUAAGAAUCAGCUCAACCAAGGAUCUCUUCCCUUCAGAGACUAUUAUGUUGGGUUCUCUUGGCUGAGAAGGUGGUAAAGAAAGAGAUUCUUCACAGAUUCAUGAACAGGGUGGAUCUGAAAGUUUACCAUGGUAUGAGGGUCACAUGGAAGGAUAUGAAAAGAAGAAAAGGCUUAGCUGUAAGAUAUAGUGGUCUUCAUCUGUUUGAACCUCAGUCUCAAAUCCUAAGUCUGCUAAGCAUGGACAUUUCCCUGUUGGUUCCAUGCUGAGUAUCCAGAACUGAGUCCCUGACCCAAAUGUCAAGAGGACCAAGUUGAGAGAUUAUUGAUACUCUCCAAACUGGAAGUAAAGUGGAAUUUGUGGGAGAUGUGAUAUAGGGGCCUCCAUUUGUGGUAGUUAUUGAUUUUCCAGGGAAUAUUAUACUUGGGAACAAAUCAUCGCGCCAGUGAAUGUCAUGAUGGGUGGUGUAUAUUUUUUCUGUUUGGAUCCCCCAAAUAUCCAGCUUUUGUUGUUUCAGGUCACUUGUAGGGUUAGCCUUUGGCUGGUCUUUUGGGAGAUUUUGCCCGUCUCAAGGGCAGUGGAAACCUCUACUGGUUCCCUGUGCAGCAGAUGGAUUUUUGGCUAAAAUUGUCUUAGUUUUUGUCUUUUUUACUGGUAUAGCAAGUUGGGGUAUGAGGCACCAGUACACCUUGCUUUACCUGAAAGUCACACAGAAGGGCAGUAAAGGGAUAACAGCGCUAGGGUCAGCCGAUCCAGCCUCUGGUUCCCACAUGGCCUUUGCUCCCUCAGUCUUCCUAGUGGCCCCUUGGUCUUUUGCUGAAUUACUUCAAGAUAUAGGGAUUUGAAACAAGCAUUUCAUAUAUACAUGGAUUGUGUGGGUCAGGAAUUUGGACUGGGUACAGUGGAGUGGCUUGUCUCUGGUCCACAAGCAUGGACCUGGGCUAGAAGGACUCAAAGUUGAUGCUGAGGGCUGGGAUUAUCUGAAAUGCCUCUCCAUGGGCUUGGCUUCAUUACAGCAUGGCCACCUUAGCAUGGCAGGAGUUUUUAAAAUAUUUUAAUUUUUUUUUUAACAAUUUCUCUUAACACUUUUUUUUCUUUAACUUUGUUAAUACUGAUUUCAUUCAUUCAUAUACACAUCCUGAUUUCAAGAGAGUAGGUUAAUUGGUUCUAGUCAUUACUGUCCAUGCUAACUCUGGAAGAAACUGUGCAAUAAAUAACUAAGGGAUUGACAGUUGACUCUAAGUUCAUUUGUUGGCAGUAUGACAUUGGAAAAUGUAAUGCAACUUCUUUAAAUCUCAGUUCCUCCUUUGUAAAGUGGUGAUACUCCUUAGUAGAUGAUCAGUAAGUCCUCUUCCAGGCUCCAAGCACACUUGUUCCAGAGAAUGAGAUGGAAGCUGCAUCCGUUUAUGGCCCAGCCUCAGCAGUCACCUGAUGUAAGUUCCUUGCACUCUCUUGGUGACAGUAAAGCAAGCCUGCCUAGUUUCAAGGGGAGGACCUAGUCUACCUUUAGAUAAGGAAAUGGCAGGGUCACACUCUGGAAGGGCAUAUUUCUGUGAGAUGUGUGAUACCCAUCUUUGGAACAUAUGCCGUAUUAGAUUUCUGUUCUGUGAAAUGAAGAAAAAUGAGUUGGGGCUGGAGUUAAUUGGUAAGAUCUCUUCCAACAUAAAAAUGAUGUAAUUCUUUAAAAUGAAAAUCCAAUUUUUUUAAAAAAAUAAUUUACAAAAUGAUGAUAUGCUUUUUUAGAGAAUCUUCUUUAGGAUAUCUUUAAAUAGAGAGGUACCCUGGUACAGUAAGAAAAAAACUCUUAUGCAACGUGAAAGACACUGAUAUGAGUGAUGUGAGCCCUUUUUUUCCCCUUGUUUCAGCAGAGUUUUCUGUCGAAGUGAUUUCUUUUUAGUGCAGCUUUAUUUCUUGUGAUUUAAAAAUAAUUAGGUGGUGUGUGCAUAUCUCAUCAUGAUUACCCUGAAUGUUAAUUUGGACAUGAGUUAAAUGUCCGACACGUGGGAUUCAGGAGAAGAAUGUAAGUUGGCAAUCUGGGAGGUGAUUGGAGUUUGAAAUAGGACUCAGAAACGCUUGUGGCUUACCCUCUUAUCCGGAGACAGGGAUUAAGAGAGAAUGGAUGGUGACCCUUCUGGAGAAAGCUUUUUCCUUGCUGGAGAGAGGGGUGAAUCAUCACCUUUGACAGUGACACAGUUCUGAUACCAGAUACGAGCUUUGAAGGAGGAUGACUGUUGGGCAGCUGCCCUCAGGAAGGCAUCACAAUUAAGGAGGGAAGGGGUUGAUGCACUGACUAAUGUUUUAGUUUACAGGCACUGGCCCUUCUCUUUGUUCUGUUUUAUCAUACACAUUUAUCACGUUCAACCUGGCAACCCAACCAAAUAGCUAUUUAAGUUGUAAAAAUGAAUCAUAGCACAAUUUCAUGAACUGUGUGAUAUAACUGAAUCUAAUCACAUUAUACAAUGGGGUCUUUGCCAGCAUGGUGUACAUGGUUCUGGGCUUCCUCAAAAUAAGUAAAUAAAUAAACAGGCUUCAUUAAAUACAGUCACUGCGGGGUGGCUGAGCUGGCUGAGUUGUGGGUCCAGGGAAGGAUGCAGGCAGAUGUGUCACACUGGACCCUUAUGCUUUUGUGAGCUAGCUCAUCCCUGAAAAGCCUGCAGAUCACAUGGGCCCUCUUCUGUCCUCUGCAUGCCACCGACUGAUUCUCUAUUUUAUUCAGCAUGUAGCUAGAUGUAACCUCAUGAACGAGAACUGCAAAGGAGGGCACUACUUCACUUCAAUUCCAGAGUUCCAGGGCUUGCCUACUUUGUCCUAAUUGAAAAGGUGAAUAAACACAGUCUCUACCUCAAGGCCCGCUCUUAGGAGUGGUGUCUACUCAUGUGUUCAGCCUCUUUCUAGGUGCUUUCUAUACUCCCCUGCCCCCCGCUUUUUUUGCUUUUUUUUUUUUUGCUCAGGGUCACUAUCUCCCAGGCUAGAGUACAAUGGCAUGAUCUCAGCCCAAACCUGUUGGGCUCAAACGAUUCUCCUGCCUCAGCCUCCUGAGUAGCUGGGACUACAUGUGUGCACCACCAUGCCCAGCUAAUUUUUGUAUCUUUAAUGGAGAAGGGGUUUUGCCAUGUUGGCCAGGCUGGUCUUGGACUCUUGAGCUCAGGUCAUCUACCUCGGUCUCCCACGUGCUGGAGUUACAGGUGUGAGCCACUAUGCCCAGCAACUUAUUGUACUCUCAAAGAUAAAUUGUGAACUGUAAGUGAUAUUAUCUCCAUUGUGAUAGAUGAGGAAAUGGAAGCUCAGAGAGGUCCAAUAACUGACUCAAAAUCACUCAGCUAAUAAAUGUCAGGACAGAGAUUUGAACUACCUUGUGGGUGGUGGAAGAGGUCAGAGAGGAGAGUGGAUUGGUGGGGGGUGGGAAUAAUGGACUGUGAAUGUUGGAGCUGGAACAUGGCCUGUUGGUGGAGGGGCCAAGUGCUGUACUGCAGUUAGACUUGAUGCUGUGGGUUGGGGGAAUGCAUGCACUGGGAGGGUGAUAGUAGCAGUAUGUGUAACAGAGUCCUGGCGGUGGAAACUUGACUCAAGGGGUGGAAGGAGGCAGGAGAGGCCUGCAUGGAACUUGGUAUCUUCUGGCAGGAGGGUAAGAAAGGCUUGAGCUGAAGCACUGGCUGGUGGAGUAGAGAGAUGAGGUCAGCCUGGAGGAAUAUUCCUAGGGUAGAAUCAACCAUUUAAAAGAGAGGCUCCACUUGCCUUCCUUCCCAAUACUGACAGCCACUUGCAUUUAUUCCUUCCCUUUUCAUUCUUCCCUGUGUCCUGCCUUUUUCUAUUCAUCACUUUCCCCUUUCCUUUGUUUCUUUCUUUAUCUUUGUCUCCAUUUCAUUCUUUUCCUUAUUCCCUGUCUUGCUUUUCUUCUCGCUCAUUUCCUGCCCUGAUAUUUUUCUUACUCCAUCUCUACUCCUAAACAUUUUGUGGUCCGCCCCCACCUCCAUCCUCAUCCCCAUUCCUGCUUGGGGCUCCUCUCCCUCUUCCACAUUCUUUUCCUAUGGAAUGAAUGAAUGAAUAAAUAAAUAAAUAAAAUUUAAAAUCUGUUUUUCUGUUGGUUGUGUCAGCAUGUUUUAGACUGCUGGGCUUUGCAUGUUUUGCAGCUGGUUUUGAAGCAGUUGUCAGACGGUGAUGGAUGACUAUCAUCAUUUAAAGUGUAAAAGAAAAUGCCUUGGCACAGAGAGACAUGAUCAACUGCCGUCUGCCAGCCUGGGUAGGCGCGGCCACCAUUUUCUUCUCCCUUCUUCCGCCUCCCUCUCUGCUCACACUGCCCUUGCCAGAAUCUACAAAAGUCAUCGUGAGCUGUGCAGCACCGGGCUCUUGCCUUCUAUAAUAUCACUUUGGUAGUUGUCAGAUCAUAUGAAACGUCAAAAUUCAUGUGGCCUCUGCGAAGAGAUAUAUUUAGUACAGCUGCUGCAUACCUACACGCUACCUCUGACACUGACAUAUUAGUUAUGCUGUCUUUUGCAAUCUGAUAUCUUUAAAUUUGCCACCUUGUUAAGUUUUGAUUAAUGUGAUUCCAUUUCACUAAAGUAAUUGGCUUGGCCUGUUGUAAAAAAUAAUCAGCCCCCUCUACGGAACAAAUGCUAGAACAUGCUAAUGAGGGAGUGAGUUCGUUACAUUGAUGGCGUGGACUGACAGUUAUUAAUGAUUGUUAUGAUAAACAGACGACUGCGAAUUGGGAUGAGUUGGGCAAAAGUGACAGUUUAAAAAUAACGUAUAUUGGAAGGUACUAACGAAGUAAUAUACUGUUAGGAAAACAAUCAUGCAAGUUGUCAAGGAAAGAAGUGUAAUUAUACAGCCGCAUGGGCUGCUUAGGAGGACAGGGACCUGCCUGAUAAUGGACACAUUUUUUGUUGGCAAGAGGGAAAUAUGUUAUGGCAGAAAGAGGUGCAGAUUGAUAAAUUAAUUGGUCCUUCUCACAGCUCGGAGAGCAAACUUGGCCGGCAGUCACCAUGCAGAUUAGGGAGAUGGAGCUUGCCCAACGCUGCUUUUCCCUAGGACCUCCCCAGUCCUUGCUGCCAGACUUUCCUGAGGCCUCACUUGCCUCCUCUCCUACCCGCCUUCACCAGCUGCAACAAGUCGUAGGGAGUGCUUCCCAAGGCAGUGUGUACAAAGGGCAGCUUUGAGCUGGAAUGCUUGCAGCCAUGUCCAAUUUUUUUUUAAACCCUGAAGACUUAAAUGCUCUAUUGUUACUAAAAUCUUUGGCUGUGAUGGAGGUAAUUAUGGGUGGUUUCCAGCUCCAUGAAGGAGAGACUUACACAGACUGGGGACCAUGCAGAGGGAGAUGCCAACUCUGCUUCUAAUACCAGCACAUUGCUGUUGGCAGUUUGUAUAAUUAGCCAAGACAGAGUAACGGUAGUGGCAGCAGUGGUGCGCGUAUGUAGCGGAGAAAGGGAGGCAUACUCUUGAAGAAAGAGGUAAAUGAACAGAGUGGGUCAUGUACAUAAGAGCUUUUUGUGACCCCUGUAUGAGCAUGGCUUCUGGAUUUGUGUCUUGGUCAAGACUCUUAAUUGCGUUAAACUAGUAACUAACUUGAGAUAGCUUAAGCAUACAUAGAGGACUUACAAAGGUACUGACGCAUCUCAUGGAACUGAAGAUCAAAGAUAUAGCUGGCCUUCUUGGGGACUGGGAAUUGGACUUGGAGAGAGGACCCAAGGUAGCUGGCCUCUAGGUCUCUUUUGUCUCUCUCUGUCCCCACUUCUCUUCACUUCUGCUCUCUUUCGCCACCCCUCCCCACACCAAGCCAUGAGAGUCAGGAAAGUGAAGUUCCGGAGCUCACAGAUGUUGUUUGCUGGAAGAUAGGGUAUUGAAAGGAAUGGUUUCCACACUUGCCUCCAAAUGUUAGACUUCUCAGAAAGGGACUUCAGCUUCCCUUUGGGUGGCUCAGCUACGAUGGCUUAGGGAUAUAAUGGGGAACCUGCUGAUGUUCAGACUGUGAUACUUUGUUUUUCUCAUAACAGUUAUAUCAGGAUGUAUAUCAAGUAAUCUUCACAAUCACCCUGUUAGGCAGGGGCUGUUCUCUUUAUUUAACAGAUGAGGAUAACAAGGCUGAAUGUUUGAGAACUUGACCUAGAUCAUGGUGAGUGGCCGAGCUGGAGUUUUAAGCAAGGUUCUCUGUCUCUGAAACCUGGCGCUUCUCACUCUGCCAUACUGCCUUUUGCUAGCGUGCUGUGCCUCUCCCAACAACUCGGGCUCCCCAGUGGAGCAGAAUUAUCUGCUUGAGAAUCAAAGAAAAGCCAGGAAAAAUAUUUUUUCCUGUGUCCUAUUUGGACUCUCUAAGUAGAGACUGUGUAGGGGGAUUAUAGGAAAUUUAUUAUUUGUAUUCAGAUUUCGUGCUGCUCCACCUGUCUGCACAGGUCCAAAUAUGGACCACGUGGGCCUCAAUACUGGUCUGCUUGGGGAUGUGAGCAGAAUACAGUCUCAUUAUCUGGCCAUCAAGCCCCACAAAGACUCUGGAGCUUCUUCAUGCAAAACAUCUAGAGCAAUCCUGAAAUCAAAGGAAGCUGCCAAUUACCUCACAGCAAACCUGACAAUUAAGAAAAAAGGAAGUUUCACUUUUCUAAGUUGGAAACAGAAAGUAUUUGCUCUGGGGAAGGAGCAGGUAACUAAGGUUUAUUGAAUGCCUAACAUGCAUUAGGGAUGAUACCAGGACUCCCUGGUGCUCUGUCUCAUUUGGGUGGUGGGCAUAUUCCCAUUUUACAAAUGAAGAAACAGAUGUUCUGACUAGUUGAAAACUGGACCUUCCGGUAGAAUGGGCGAUAGAAUGAUUGUUUCUACUGUUACAUGGGCUGUGGUCCUUUGUAACCCAUUGUUUUAAACCACUUUAACCAUUUUAAAGCAUACAGUUCAGUGGCAUUAAGUACAUUCAUAUUAUGCAACCAUCAGCACCAACCAUCUUCAGAACUUUGUUCACUUUGUAAAGCUGAAAACACAUUCAACAGUAACUCCCCAUACCUCCCUCCCCUUAGCCCCUAGAGACCACAAUUCUACUUUCUGGCUCUCUGAAUUCGAUUAAGGACCACUAAGUACCUCAUAUGGGUGAAUUAUAUAGUAUUUGUCCUUUUGUGUCUGGCUUUUCUCACUUAGCCUAUGUACAAGGUUCAUCCAUAUUGUAGCAUGUGUCAGAAUUUUCUUCAUUUUUAAGGGUGAAUAAUAUUGCACUAUAUGUGUAUAUCACAUUUGGCUUAUCUAUCCUUCAGUGGACAGUUGGGUUACUCCCACCUUUUGGCUAUUAUGAAUAAUGCUUUCCUAAACAUGAGUGUACAGAUACUUCUUUAGCACUUUGGUCUUUGAAUAUAACACUUGUGUAUCUUUUCAUCUGCUGAUAGACAUUUGGAUUACUUCCAGUUUUUGGCUAUUACAAACAAUGCUACUAUAUGUAUGUACCGUGUUUUAUCUGUUCACCCAUCGGUGGUGACUUGGACUGCUUCUGUCUUUGGCUCCUGUGAAGAAUGCUGCUGUAAACAUCAGGGCACAAAUAUCUGUUCCUGUCUCUGCGUUUGGUUCUUUUGGGUUUAUACCUCAAAGGGGAAUUGCUGUAUCAUAUUAUAGUUAUAGUUCUAAUUUUUUGAGGAAUAGCCAUACUGUUUUUUAUAGCAGCUGCACACCUUUCCAACUUCUCUACAUCCUUGCCAGCACUUCUUUUUGUUUGGGUUUAUGUGGUCAUGACCAUCUCAAUGAAUAUGUGCAGCAUCUCAUGUGGCUUUUAUUUGCAUUUCCCUAAUGAUUAGUCAUAUUGAAUACCUUUACAUGUGCUUAUUGGCCAUAUGUGUAUGUUCUUUGGAGAACUGUCCAUUCAAAUCCUUUGCCUAUGUUUGAAUUGGGUCAUCUUUUGUUGAUGUUAUUGUUGAGCUUUGGGACUUCUCUCUGUAUUUGGAGUAUUAAUCCCUCAUCAGAUAUGUGAUUUGCAAACAUAUCUUCUCAUUCCAUAGGCGGCCUUUUUACUCUGUUGAUAGUGUCUUUUGAUGUGCAAGAUUUUAUUUUUGAUGAAGUCCAGUUUGUCUAUUUUUUUCUUUUGUUGCCUGUGCUUUUGGUGUCAUAUUCAAGAAAUCAUUGCCAAAUCCAGUGUUGUGAAGGUUUCCCCUAUGUUUUUGUCUAAAAGUUUUAUAGUUUUCAUUCUCAAAUGUUGAGUUAUUUGAUGCAUUUUGAGCUAAUUUUUGUAGAUAGUGUUAGAUAAGAGUCCAACUCAUUGUUUUUUGCAUGUGGAUGUCCAGUUUUCCCAGGACAAUUUACUGUAAAGACCAUUUUUCCACCAUUGAAUGGUCUUAGUACCCUUGUCAAAAAUCAUUUGACCCUCUAUGCAAGAGUUAUUUCUAGGUUCUCUAUUCUUUUAAUUACAAAAUUAUUUUUAUCUUCCCUGUUCUAUUAUUGGCUUUUUUUUCUAUUCUAAGGUUAAGAGAUAGCAGAAUUUAAACAUUUAGAGCCCUGGAUAGGAGUUGCGACCUAGAGUCUAGUCCUGGCUCUGACCCUGAAACAGGUCACACCACCAUUCUUUGCCUCUCUUCCCAACUUUUGAAAAGGAAAGUUGAGGCUACUGAUGAUUUUAAAGAUGACAGAGAAAACAGACUUGGAAUGGUCUUUCAAGUCUUUCAAAGGAAAGGGAUGGAGGGCCCUUUCCUAAUUGGAAGGCUCGGAUUUCUGGUGGGUGUGAGGACCACCAUCUUCUUGACCCUCAGACGACCCUUCUUCCUGUAGACCCAUGACUAAACUGGAGGUCAGCACUGGGUGAGGACGUGGUCAGAGAAUGAGCCCCCAUGGUGGGCAAACAGGGCCAGAGAGAACUCUCAUCAGCAUUAUAGAUUGUUGCCCAGCAUCAAAGGGCAGCCCACUCUCUCCUCAGGGCAGGGAAGCCUCUUUGUGUCUUUCACAUUGUUGUGAAAAGAGAAAAAAAACCACUUAGCCCAAAACAUUCUCUCCACCAUUUUCUACCUGAUCUUCUCUGUUUCUUUCUCUCCUGGCAUUCUUCUCUCUUAGCCCUGGAAAGGCCUGUGUCUUCCUUCUCUCUUGCCUUGUAUAUAUUUUCAUGAUGAGGUUUCUGUACUCUGUGUGCUAUUAUGCCACCAUGUUACUGUAUGGCAAGAGACAGGACAUAUUCCUAAGCACCAGUCAUGUAUACCUCACAUAACAGUGAGCUGUGAGGUAAAUCCACGAGCCGGGAAACCUGGGCUCAUGAAGAGAGCUGCUUCCACGCUCUAGGACGUGGGUAGAAAAUGUGAUUCUAAAGGGUUAUCUUUAAGGGUAUUGCUCAUCCCUGAAGACAGUGCACAUGGUCAUUAGCCCUUGGGUAUCCUCUCAUGUAGAGAUUUCUUUGCAUUUCAGUCUUCUUCGGGCUGCAGCUGGAAGUCAAUAGGAAGUCUUGUGUCUCUCACAACAAGCUCAUUUAUUCAUCCAUUCUCUGGACACUCAAGGAGAAAUAUUGGCUCCUUCCUCUUAGGAUCUGCGUCUAAGCCAAAUGACGUUGGCUUAGACAUACUAGGAGGAGAUUGUCAAGCUGUGUUAGAAGAUGGAACAUAGCUACCUUUAUCUUUCCAAGCUGUCUGUCAGUUGAGAACCAUGCUGCUGUUAACAGCACCUCCUGGUGGCCCAAAAGGAAGGCCUAAGGACGCAGCCAAUCUUGCUUAGCCUCUAUGGGAAGAGUCUUUGGUAGGCCUUGGUGACUGGGCACAUGGAGCUGUAUGAUGGUGGGUUUUUACAUUGCAUAGCAUUUUGAUGAAAGAUGUGGUAUAAGUCCCUAAAGCACCAAAGGGUACUGAUACACUUGACCCUUCUUCACUUCCAUCUGACAAUAUUGCUAUGAAAAUGCAAUCAAUUCAGUUUCUGACAUCUUCUCCACCCCACUCUCAAGAGCACCUACUGUAUCAACAUGACAUUUUAAAAUCUUGGCUUGUUUUCCAGGCCAUGAAUUUAAUUUCUCAUUGCUCCACCAUUUGGCUUUUAUGUUCUCAAAGCGAAAUGUUGUCCAACAAUAGUUACCACCAUCUUGUUAGUCAGGUCCUCUUUUUGGGCAUCCUAAAACCAGAUAAUUAAAAAAAAUUCACUGCAGCCAUGGGCACUCAGCCUUGUGCUAAUAGCCACCAAGUUCUGACAAAGCAAGUCCGACAUCCCUCGAUAAGUAAAAUCCAAACCUCCUGAUGUUGUGUAACGGUAAGCAGAUUGGCAUGUCUUUGGAUUAGUGGAGGCACUGAAGCAAAAUGCUCAAUCCUUAGUGACCUUUGGCAAAUGGAUGGGGAUGUGUAGCCAUUGUAGGUUAUCUUUAUGUUCACUAUGUAGAUACUCAGCCUCUGCCAGGCCAAGACAGAAGCUGUCAGGGCAGAUAAACUUAGUUGGGAACUAGCUGUUUUUCUGACUGCAUCACAGUGCUUUGUAGAACCAUUUUGUCUGAUAACCUGCUUCUUCUUUAAACCUGUGUGUGAAUAGUUCUGUGAAGCAUUAAGCCUUCCCUCUUGGGUUUUGAGCCGCCUGUACUUUGUUAUAAUCUUUGGGUCUAGGAUUGACUUUCUCGUAAAAUGAACAGUCUAGUGUCCUCAGUUGCAGUAUCUUCUGGUGAGUUCCUUUUAGGGAGUCUGUGGGAGAUGCCGUAUCUGUAUCUAUCAGACGUGUAUUCUGGGGACGUGUGUGUGGGUUUCUUCUGUGUGUCCAGGAAGCAUUCUGUGAAAGUAGGAUCCCUUUUGAUCACUUCUUUGAGCCCAUUAAUGCCUGUUUCUAGUUUAAACAAUUCAUAUGUUGAUGUAGAAUUUUGCAAGCACGUGGAAAAAAUAUUUGGGCAAACAUUCUUACCACUUGGAGUAAAGCUCAUACUUUUAUUUCUCUCCUCUGCUAGAGAAGUGGUGACUAAAGGCCAGGAAUUGUUGAUUCCAAAGACUCUCUCUGCUUUUGGGCAAGUUGCUUGACUUCUUUGGGCUCAGGUUUGCUCCCCUUUAAAAUAAGGUGGUCACGUUAGGUGACUUCUAAGGCCCACUGUGGCCUUAAUGGACUCCAAGCUCUCUAAGACUGAAGCAGAGAAUAUUUUUGGGGAAGUGGAUGAACUGUUGGGUUUUCGUCUUUCAUUCCUAUUCCAGGUGAAGAUGAAAGACUUAGCUCUCUAUUGAGCUGACAUGGAUUCAGAAUUCAUUAGCGUUCAGGCUUUCUUUUAAGCUUCAGACAGGAUUGUGAUGGGAAAACCCUGCCCUCAAUUCCUUUGCCUUGUUAGUUCUCAUAUUAUGUGCUGCAGAAACUGCUAAUUGUCACUGGAGGUGAUGGGUGUGGGUCUGGUCUCUUGAAGGAAAAGUCAAAAUUUUCAGUUCCUGUCCCCCUCUCGUUUAGGUAGAGGUGUAUUCAAGUCUAAUGAAAAAGGAAUCUAAAUUAAAUCUAAUUUGAAGUUAAUUAAAUUUGCCCCUUCCCCAAAGCAGUGGGGAGUGAGAGAGAAUUGCAGAGUAACAAUGUGAAUUUCCAGUUGAAUACAAGAUACUGUAAUAAUGAAAAUAUAAUUUUUUGAGCAUUCUUUGGAGAGUGCCUGUGGGUUACCCUUGCCUGUGCUAUGUAACAUACACAUGUAUGCAUGUUUUGCUAAAGAGUCAUCUAGACAUAACUUUAUCACAAACUCUUAUAUUGCUAAUCUUUUCAAGAGGCUUUUCUUUAGCUUUAGUUUAUAACUCAAAGUAUGAUCUUAUACUUGUGUGUGAAAAUGCAGUCCUUGAAGCUUAAGCCCAAUUACCUGUGUUUGUACAUCAGUUUCAUAGAACAUUGUUUUCGAAAAAAUGUCAUCAGCAUUCCUUUCUGAAUGUUUGAUUCCUGCUGGGUAUACGCUUUUUCCACAUCUCUCUGACUCAGCCUUCUCUACCUCUGCUAAGAAGUUUGUAGUUGUCCAGCAUUCGCUUGGCAAAGUCCCUGGGAUGGCCUUUGUAGGGACAGUUCCUCCCCUAAUGCAGGAAGUCACACUGGCAGUCAGCGAACUGCCCCUCGUGAUCAGGCACUGCCCUAAUGUGUUGUCUUUCUUUGGUAGAGAGAUGGGCUAAUGUGAAGCUGGAAAGCAAAUCUUUGGUUGAAAGAUUUUUCCUUUGGCUAUAUAGUAAUUUUAAUUUGGAUUUCGCUCAUUUCAGCAAGAGGUGGCUGAAACAUCCCAUUCUUGGCUCUGUCACUUACUGGCUUUAUGUCUGUGGGCAGGUGUCUUAUUGUCUCUGAGCCUUACUUGUACAUUGGAGAUACUACAUCUUUGCAAGGUUGUCCUAGAGGGUGACUGAGAUAAUGCUCAUCAACCUGCUCAUUCACAGAAGUUGAAUGGGAACCACCAAUAGUUCUCACGCAGGAGUACAUUAAAUUUACUAGUUGAAUUUUCCUAAUGGAGCUUCAAGACAAAUGAGAAGAUGGAGGCCACCCAAUUUAGUUUUCAACUCUGUAAUUGGGAAGUUCUGAAUCAUUUCCAUUUUCCUUAAUAUCUGGAGUGUUUCAUUGUUUGGCUUUUGUCCUCUCCCCUCUCCUUCUCUUUAUUCUUUAAAGAUUUCCUGGCAUGAAGAUUUGCCAGUUCAUUUGUCUUGGGGUAGGUUUAGCACAAGAAGUAAAACCAAACCAUAGUCAUAAACAAAUGUGACCACCAGCAUCACCCCACAGUAAUGCAACUUAAAAGAAAGCUUGACAGAAUUAGAAAUCUGACAAUGUCUUUGUAGGAGCUUUCAGAGAAAAUAGUGGGAGUUUCAUAUAUUUGAAGCAAUGAAAGCAGGAAUGAGAAAAGCGUGUCUUUGAGAAGACAGAGAAGACAAUGAAAAGAAAUCCUUACAGCUCAAGGAUUUGAAAUCACCAUCAUGUGACAUUUUUGGAAGCUAAACAGAAAAAUUAACUUUGCUCUAGUUUUUAUGGACUUCUUUUGACUUAUUGCAUAAAAAUAACAGAAAUUUCUGGCAAGUGGACUGGAUUUCCAAUACCCUUCCCCAUGGAGGCAGUGAGGAGAACUGUCUGAAAAGUUAUAUGUAUUUGUUAUUAUGAAAACAUGAACAAUAUUAGAAUUUGGCUAUAAUCCAUUUUUACUUUGAGAACCUCGGCAUUUUAACGGGUACAUGUAACUGAUAAAUCCUUUUUGUGGUUGUCAAAACCAGCAAGGCUAACUUUAUACAUUUCCUAUUAUAACUAAAAGCACUGUGACAGUCUGAAAUUGGGUGUAUCAGUAUGGAGAGCAAACAGCCUAUUCAUUUUAUCACCAUACUUUUCUAAGGAUUUUGACAUUUCUGAAAUACAUACCACUUCUAAACAGUGAAGCACAAAGUUGGUAAAGGUUGUGAUGGCUGCAGUUCAUGGAAGUUGACCAUCCUGUUGGGAUUGCCAUUUCCCUUGGCAGGUACCUUGCUAGGCCAGCCUGCCACGUAGCUGGUCAAGUGACCAUCAGAGACCAUCAUGUGAUCUCUCCACAUCCUUGAGGCCCAACUGACCAUUUUUGGUGUCCUGAGAGCUAAAGUCUGGGAGAGUCAGUUUUCGGGUGGGUUCAGGCAUGGAGCAUCUGAUAAUGUUGGAGUCAGUCACAAUGAACCAGACCCUGGCUCCAGGCAGGACCAGGCUCUGUGGAGAGAGGCAGUAUACUAGAGUGACUGAGGUCUGUUCAGAGGAGGAAAAACAUCUCUAGGCAGAGAGAAGGCCACGGUUGGGUCCCCUGGCCUGAAAGGUUUGGGCCUUGCAGUGUCUCUGCAGGUGGGAUGUUUCGUGUACUGGUCAGUGACAUUAUUUUAGGGCAGGUUUGGAUAAGGGUGUUUGGUCCAAAUGUGUGCACAUUUGGACCAAUCACCUGCACAUCUCUCAUCCCACUGUCUCUCUCCAGUCUGUCCCCUCCAUGACCUGGUCAUCCACUUCUCUCCCUGGAGAUCCCCUCAUUUGAACCAUCUGUUGGCACUAGAGUGACCUUCUGCUGAUCCCAUCUUGGUUACCUCAUUUCUUCCAUUAGCUGUGAACUUUUUGAGGACAGUGCAUAUUUUAUAUUUUUAGUUUGUGCUUUAAUUGUUCACCAUAGCUCACAUUCUAUCUCAUCCCCAUAGUAUUUUUUGAACAAUUAUUUUAUCUGAAAAUACUUGUAGUGGUCUUUCAGUCUUUAGCCUGGAAAUUAGCCUGAUGACUAAUGUUUUGUGUUGGGGGGUUAGCAGAGUAGGUAGUGGCUAAGAGCCCAGAUUCUGGAGCCAGACUGCUUGGCUCAGCAAUGCUGCUUUCUGGCUGUGUGAACUUGAAUGAGUUAAACUACCCCUCUGUGCCUUAGUUUCUUUAUCUGUGCAAACUGUGCAAUAGUAGAAGUACCCACUUCAUAUGAUUGCACUCUAUGAAUUCGCUGCUGUUGGUUGCUGUUGUUACUGUUCUCAUUAUUGUUCUCUUACCUGAGGACUUCAGAGACAAAGUGGUAGCAGUCACGGUGCUUUGUGAGGCUGAUUGAGUGGGGGAGUCUUUGUUUGGAGGUAGGAAGAUGACUCCCUGGUUUGUCCUCGUUUGUCCCUCGUUUUUUCCUGUCCUCUACAACUAGCAUGCCCUGCAGUUCAUUUCCCUGUUGAAAGGGACAAUGAUGAUACCUUUCAUAUGCAGGGACUCUUCUCAGCUGUUUGCUUUUGUGAGCAGGUAUCCCCUCUGUUAAGAGAUUAGAAUCUUAAUCCUAAAUGAUAUUUCAUGGCCUGAGACUUAAAUUUAUAUAUCACCAUCAGGAAUAAUGUAUUGGAUUGCAUUAAACAGAUUGUAGAUUAACACGCAACUAUAAAACAAAUCAUCAAUGUGUUGUUGACAAGUCUAAGUGCAAGUUCAUAUAUUUAACUACAUUUGGGGAACAUUGAAGUGUUUAAAGCAGCUUAACGGGUUGAUGUAAAAUUAAGCAUCAUAUUCUAUUUCAAUUUGUGAGCCAGCCUGAGAGAUAAUAAAAUAGAGGCGAGGCUUGAGAGAAAGGAGUGUGGAAGAAAAUUUGGAAUCAGACUUGGCACCAGGGAAAUCCUGGCAUAGUCAAAACCUGUUGGGUAGCAGUAGAAGAGUGUCCCCUUACUUAUUCAGUCUACUAGCAGGUAUUUGAAGCCUCAAGGAGUUUAUAGUCUAGUUGAGAAGAUAAACCACCCACACACUGAAAACAAUGGUGAAAAAUAAGAGACCUAGUGUCCUUUAUUACUGAGCUGGGUGGGAUGGGCCACCUGCUAUGUGAGUUCACAGGAAAGGACGGUGGCAUUUGGAAUGGUCAGAAAGAUCUUAGAGAUGGUGUCACUUGAGCUGAUCUUGAUAAGGCAAUCAGGAGGAGAAUGGAAGGCAAGGAUGGAAGUGUGAUAGGCACUUGGGUCAUGGUGCUCUGGGACCCCGGGAAACUCAUGAACGGACACUUGAGUAGGGCCAGGUACUGGAGAACCAUGGUAGCCAGGUAAGCACUGAUCCUGGAAUCAGGAACCAGACCGCCUGGGGUUCAAACCCCUGAUCCCUCACUUUCUAGCUGAGUGGCUCUAGGUGGGUUACAUAACUGCUUUCUCAGAUUUCUCAUCUGUAAACUGGGGAUAACACCAGUAUGUACCUUUGAGGACUGUUGUGAAGAGUCAAUAUGUUGUUGAAUAGAGGAGGGGUAUAGCAGUGGAGGUGGCAUUUGACUUUUAAUGGUAUUUAGGUUUGCUUCCAGGAUGAGAGAGUAGAGUUGGGGAGCAGACUAGGGAGGCUUUUUUUUUUUUUUUUUUGAGACGAAGUUUCACGCUUGCUACCCAGGCUGGAGUGCAAUGGCGCAAUCUCGGCUCACUGCAACCUCCGUGGGGAGGCUGUUUAAACAAUUUCGGUGCAGGGUAAUGGCUCCUAGGCUAAGACCCCAAUAAGAAAGAGAGUAUGUGUGUGGAUUUCUUUUUCUUGACUUUUAUUCUUUUACUGUCCUUUGGGCUGUGGAGGCUGUGUCUACUCUCCCAUGGUUUUGUAAGCCUUCCUCUCAGCAGUGCAUCCGGCGCAAGAGAGGUGAGCUGGGAACGUGGACCCCGCUGGAUGUGGGCAUGUCCUUUCUUACUCUUCUCUCUGGCUCCAUAGUAUUGAGACUUUUUUGUACCUAUCCCCAAAAUGGCUGCUAAUUGACUUGGAGCACAUAAAAAUAAUGGAUAUGAAUGCUCUGGAGAGACACCUCAGGUUCUACUUGAAGAUAAUAUGGGGUCACUGGAAGGACUGAGCGCAUUCAGGAGCCUGGAGGAACUCAUCCUGGACAACAAUCAGCUGGGGGACGACCUCGUGUUGCCAGGGUUACCCAGCCUGCAUACCUUAACCCUCAACAAGAACCGAAUCACCAAUUUGGAAUAUCUCCUGGAUCACUUGGCAGAAGUGACACCGGCUCUGGAGUACCUCAGCCUGCUGGGCAAUGUGGCCUGUCCCAACGAGCUGGUCAGCUUGGAAAAGGAUGAGGAGGACUACAAGAGAUACAGAUGCUUUGUUCUGUACAAGCUGCCCAACUUGAAAUUUCUGGAUGCCCGGAAAGUAACCAGACAAGAACGAGAGGAGGCAUUGGUCAGAGGAGCCUUCAUGAAGGUGGUGAAGCCCAAGGUUUCCAGUGAGGACUUUGCCAGCUCCCCUGAGCGCCACUACACGCCCUUGCCUUCUGCUUCCAGGGAACUCACCAGUCACCGAGGCUUACCUGCUUUGUUACUUCUGAAUCUAUAUUCUGAGUCCUGGGGAAGUGUCGCUACAUUUACUAUGGGAAAAACUCAGAAGGCAACAGGUUUAUCCGAGAUGACCAGCUCUGAAGCCAAGUUCUGUGUACCUUCACCCAUUUCAUGAAAAUAAAAUCAAAGGGGAAUCAAAAAUAAAGAAAAUGCUAAAGAAAA
This is a messenger RNA of Callithrix jacchus (white-tufted-ear marmoset), 22216 nucleotides long. It is a transcript of the gene LRMDA, whose product is annotated as leucine rich melanocyte differentiation associated. Gene Ontology annotation, biological process: melanocyte differentiation. NCBI's taxonomy places the organism in Eukaryota, Metazoa, Chordata, Mammalia, Primates, Cebidae. Gene Ontology annotation, molecular function: protein binding. The record is from RefSeq and is a predicted model, not a curated record.